Molecule: messenger RNA, 2492 nt
Organism: Anolis sagrei ordinatus
Lineage: Eukaryota; Metazoa; Chordata; Lepidosauria; Squamata; Anolidae
Source: RefSeq, a predicted model, not a curated record
CAUCCCGGAGUUUUCCCUCCUCCUCCUCCUUUUCCUCCCUUUCCCCAUUCUCUCCCUCUUCCCUCCUUCCUUUUUGGCUCGAGGAGGAGGAGAGAGAGAGAGAGAAAGAGAAAGAGAAGAAGAAGGAGCAGAAGAAGACUCCGGAGUGGCUCCUCUUUCGGGGAUGGUGUAGCGAUGCUGGCCCUCCUGGCCGUGCUUUGGGUCUUCACCGGAGCCGGCGCCGCUUUCGCCCAAGUUCUGCAGACCCGCUUUAUCGAGGAGCCCGAGGAUCAGACGGUGGUGGCUGGGCAGAGGGUUGUGCUCUCCUGCGUGGUGCUCAACUACUCCGGGAUCGUGCAGUGGACCAAGGAUGGCCUGGCCCUGGGGAUGGGGCAGGGCCUCAAAGCCUGGCCGCGAUACAGGAUCAUCGGGUUGGCCGAACUGGGCCAGUACAACUUGGAGAUUGUGGACGCGGAGCUCUCCGACGAUGCCUUAUACGAGUGCCAGGCUACAGAGGCCGCCCUGCGAUCCCGGCGUGCGAAGCUGACCGUCCUGAUCCCUCCUGAAGACCCCGUGAUCGAUGGAGCCCCUGAAAUCCUGUUGCGGGCAGGGACACCCCAUAACCUCACGUGUCGGGCUCGCAAUGCCAAACCCGCAGCCGCCAUUGCCUGGUUCCGUGACGGGAUGCAGCUGACAGAAGCCGUGACCAUCACGGAAGUGUUGCCUGAUGGCAAGAGGGAGACUACUACGAGCCAGCUGCCCAUCAACCCCACUGAUCUGGACAUCGGAAGGGUAUACGUUUGCCGGUGUACCAAUGAUGCCAUCCCAUCCGGAAAGGAGACCUCCAUCAAACUCAAUGUUCAUCACCCUCCAACCGUGACGCUGUCCAUUCAGCCCCAGACGGUGCAGGAAGGAGAGCGGGUCACCUUCACCUGCUUAGCCACCGCCAACCCAGAGAUCAAGGGCUACAGGUGGGCCAAAGGAGGGCUGAUCAUCGAGGAUGCCAAAGAGAGCCGUUACGAGACCCAGGUGGACUACACCUUCUUCACGGAGCCGGUCUCCUGUGAGGUCCACAAUGAUGUGGGCAGCACCAAUGUCAGCACGCUGGUGGACGUCCAUUUUGCACCUCGCAUUGUGGUGGAUCCAAAGCCCAUGACCACUGACAUCGGCUCGGACGUGACGCUGACCUGCGUGUGGGUGGGCAACCCACCCCUUACCCUCACCUGGACCAAAAAGGAAUCCAACAUGGUCCUCAGCAACAGCCACCAGCUGUACCUCAAGUCCGUCACGCAGGCGGAUGCCGGGCAAUAUGUCUGCAAGGCCAUUGUCCCCCGAAUCGGGGUGGGAGAGCGCGAGGUGGCCCUCAUUGUUAAUGGUCCCCCCAUCAUUUCCAGCGAGUCAGUCCAAUACGCCAUACGGGGCGACCGCGGGAAAGUGGAAUGUUUCAUCGGGAGUACUCCUCUCCCCGACCGAAUUGCUUGGGGUUGGCAGGAGAAGACCUUGGAGACGGGGACCCUGGAGCGCUACACAGUGGAGCGCAGCAACAACGGCAACGGGGUGCUGUCCACUUUGUCCAUCAACAACGUCAUGGAGGUCGACUUCCAGACGCGCUACAACUGUACGGCUUGGAACAGCUUCGGGUCCCGGACGGCCAUCAUUCAGCUGGAGGAGAAAGAGGUAUUGCCAGUGGGGAUCAUCGCCGGAGCCACCAUUGGGGCCGGCAUUCUGGUCAUCUUCUGCUUCGUCGCCUUGGCUUGCUUCCUCUAUCGGCGACGGAAAGGGAGUAAGUAUUCCCCCUUUUGUUCAUUCAAAGAUGACGUGGAUUUGAAGCAAGACCUUCGCUGUGACACUAUCGACACCCGGGAAGAGUAUGAGCUGAAGGACCCCACCAACGGCUACUACAACGUCCGUGCCCAUGAGGACCGGCCUUCUUCCCGCACGGUACUCUACGCUGACUACCGCAACCCCAACACCACCACUCGCUUUGACGGCCGGCCUUCCUCCCGCCUUUCCCACUCCAGCGGGUACGCGCAACUCAACACUUUCGGCCGGGGAGCCGCCACGGAGUACAACCCGGACCCCGGUCCCACUCCGGGUGGCAUGUCGGCCACCACGUCCGCUCCCGGCGCCGCCGACACGGCCAGCCAGCUUUCCUACGAGAACUACGGCGGGCACGCAGGCUUCCCCACCGGCGCUGGCUACGCCACGUACCGCAUGGCCUACCCGCAGCCGCCCAACCCCACCCUGGAUGGCCGAGGCCCCUACGACACGUACGACCCGCUGGGGAAGUACACCACCGCCACCCGUUUCUCGUACUCUUCGGACUACGGGCAGCGGUUCCAGCAACGGAUGCAGACGCACGUCUGAAACCGAGUUGGGGGUUAGGGAAAGUGGGUGGGCGGGCGGGAGGGGACUUGCAGGUACCUCAUGACUGUUCCCUGAUAUUCAGGGGCAUGUUUUGUUUUUUUCUUCCCCACCUUCACCCCACUUUCCUGGACCCACGGUCACCAAAA